CCCCACGGCUGGGCUCCGCUCCCUCCCCAGACCACAGAGACGUGGGAUGACCGCGCGGGUUAGAGAAGCGGCCUCUGUCCUUCCCGCUAAAGCUCCGCCCCACCUCCCCGCGCUCUCGAGGAGCCGACGCCGGGCCUCGAGGAAACAAGCUCGCAUCUCCUCGUUGGAAACCAUCUAGCAACAGAAUGAGUCUGCAGUGGACGGCGGUUGCCACUUUUCUCUAUGCAGAGGUCUUUGCUGUGCUGCUGCUCUGCAUUCCCUUCAUUUCUCCUAAAAGAUGGCAGAAGAUUUUCAAGUCACGCCUGGUGGAGUUGGUAGUGACCUAUGGCAAUACCUUCUUUGUGGUUCUCAUCGUCAUUCUCGUGCUGCUGGUCAUUGAUGCUGUACGUGAGAUUUGGAAGUAUGAUGACGUUACAGAGAAGGUGAACCUCCAGAACAAUCCCGGGGCUGUGGAACACUUCCACAUGAAGCUUUUCCGUGCCCAGAGAAACCUCUAUAUUGCUGGCUUUUCCUUGCUGCUCUCCUUCCUGCUUAGACGCCUGGUGACUGUCAUCUCCCAGCAAGCCACACUGCUGGCCUCCAAUGAGGCCUUUAAAAAGCAGGCAGAGAGUGCUAGUGAGGCAGCCAAGAAGUACAUGGAAGAGAAUGACCAGCUGAAGAAGGAAGCUGCUGUUGGCGGAACCAAGUUGGAUGGCAGGGACAUGGCAGUGAAGGUGCAGGAGGAGAACAGGAGCCUGAAGGCUGACGUGAAGAAGCUGAAGGACGAGCUGGCCAGCAGCAAGCAGAAACUAGAGAAAGCUGAAAAUGAGGUUCGGGCCAUGUGGAAACAAUCCGAGGGCUUGACCAAGGAGUAUGACCGCCUGUUGGAGGAGCACGCGAAGCUGCAGGCAGCAGUAGGUGGCUCCACGGACAAGAAGGGGGAAUGAGGUGCUCCUUCCCACCUGCCACCUGGCCUGCACCUGCUGCUUCCUGAGGCCUGGCCUCCCUGGUACUUGGGUUUGCCCCUCCUGCACCCCGUUCUGUCGCUCCACUUGCAGUUCCGUGUUCUCCCAGCAUACCAUAGGGGACCAGUUUCUGCCCCUCAGGAUGAGCUUGCUGUCAUCCUGGCCAGCCGGGAGCGAGGCAGCACCUGUACCCUAACCAGAGUGGGGCUUGCUUCCCACUUGGUUGAGCCCCCUUUGUGUUGCAUGUUGAAGUUGGAGGCUCCGGGCCCCUAGUCUCUGCUCCUGCAGCCAGGUGGGUGGAAGCAGGCAGAGUAGUUUUUCUUGAGGGCAAUAAAAGUUGUUAAGACGCG
Molecule: messenger RNA, 1294 nt
Organism: Manis javanica (Malayan pangolin)
Lineage: Eukaryota; Metazoa; Chordata; Mammalia; Pholidota; Manidae
Gene: BCAP31
Product: B cell receptor associated protein 31
Biological process (GO): intracellular protein transport; endoplasmic reticulum to Golgi vesicle-mediated transport
Cellular component (GO): endoplasmic reticulum membrane; endoplasmic reticulum
Source: RefSeq, a predicted model, not a curated record